Esox lucius (northern pike) is the source of this 1797-nucleotide messenger RNA. Its product is annotated as B2 bradykinin receptor. Gene Ontology annotation, molecular function: bradykinin receptor activity. Gene Ontology annotation, cellular component: membrane. The record is from RefSeq and is a predicted model, not a curated record. The transcript has 2 exons. Gene Ontology annotation, biological process: G protein-coupled receptor signaling pathway; smooth muscle contraction; immune response. The coding region runs from base 124 to 1164 and encodes 346 amino acids. NCBI's taxonomy places the organism in Eukaryota, Metazoa, Chordata, Actinopteri, Esociformes, Esocidae.
ACCACAGGGAGUAAAGGAGCCCAGAGCAGUGUAGGAAAACAUCUUGGCUGGAUUGAACAGACACAACAUAUCUGGAUUUAUACUUAGUCAAGAGGACUCUCACUACAGACAAAAAGCUCCAAAAUGGAUGUCAUCACAAACUCCACAAACAUGACUGAAAACAACAGUACCAACAACACCAACCAGUGCCCCGAAGCUGAGGAGUGGGAAUGGCUUCAUACCAUUCAACCGGCUUACAUCCUGGCCAUCAGUGUCCUUGGAAUUCUUGGUAACGUCUUCGUCCUGUUGGUGUUCUGUCUGCAUAAGAAAGCGUGUACCGUAGCAGAGAUCUACCUAAGCAACCUGGCUGCUGCAGACCUUCUCCUGGUCUCCUGCCUCCCCUUCUGGGCAGUCAACGUGGCCAACGGCUUCGACUGGCCCUUCGGGUCCCUGCUGUGUCGUCUGGUCAGUCUGGGCAUCAAGAUGAAUGCCUACUGCAGUAUUUACUUUGUGGUUCUAGUCAGCAUGGAUCGCUAUGUGGCACUGGUCCACGCAAUGAGUCACGGACGGAUGAGGAGGCCAUCCUACGCCAAGCUAAGCUGUUUAUUGGUUUGGUCCUUUGGCCUUUUGCUGGGCACCCCCACGUUGCUUUUCAGGGCGGUGGAGUGGUUCCAGGAAUUUCAGGUGAAUGCCUGUUACCUGAAUUACCCCAGUACCCAGGUGGGGCUAACGUUCGAUGUGAUGCUCACUGUCUUUGGGUUUGCCAUACCAGUGUCGGUGAUAUCCUACUGCACUUGUCAGAUCAUGCAGGCCCUGAAUAACCAGGCCAUGGAGAGAUUCAACGCAGAGCACACCGAGAGGAAGGCUACUAUGUUGGUGCUAGCGGUUCUUCUGGCCUUCCUCAUUUGCUGGGUGCCCUUUCAUGUGGUUACGGCCCUGGAUGUCCUCAUGAGGGCUGAAGUGAUCUCUGGCUGCCUUCUCAGCAACAAUCUGGAGAUCAGCAACCAAGUGUUCAACUACCUAGCUUUCUUCAACAGUGUGCUCAACCCAGUCCUUUAUGUGAUUGUAGGGAAGAACUUCAGGAAGAAAGUGAAGGAGACGUUUGGACAGCUGUCAAUGAGGAAGAAGAUGACUACUGGGUCUCAACAAUCGCACCUGUCAUCCACGCUCAAAACAAUAGCUUGAGUUUGAGACACAUUUUGAGAGACAAAGAAAGAGCAUCCUGGGCUAAAACUAGAGGUUAAUGGGAGUAGAAAAAUCUCCACUGAGCUUUAAUGUAAAACUAGAGUCCAUCUGUUUUUGGAAUACCAACUCAAAAAAGAACAAGUUAUAACCGUUACCUCUUUGAUGACAAGACUUGAUUACUUACACCUUAGUUGAGAUGACCGCAUUGUCUUUUAUUUAAAUAGACUAAUAGCCUUGACAGUAUCAAUGUUUCAUUAUAACAAGAAAAACAUGCUUUAGUUGAGAAUGUAUUUAUCAGCAUGAUAUGUUAUCUUGGAUGACUGUGUCUUUUAGAUUUGCAAGAUGUGCACUUUAUUAAAAUACUUUACAUUGUGUGUUUUCUGUCAGUUCAGAUGUGUAAGCAGAAGCCUAUAGUAUUCGUUUGAAAAAUGUGUCUUGUAUUUACAACAAAUGUACAUAGAACAGUUGCAAACUUACUGUUACAUUUAAAAUAUUAUGAAGUUAAACAAAACAUGUCUGUCUGAUUCUUCAUGUUAAAUGCAUUUCACUGUCUGACCACCGUCUAAAAUUAGCUUUGAAUUCCACUGGCUAGUAAUUUAUAGUGUUUUCUCUGAAUAAAUGUCUGGAUGAUUA